Gaeumannomyces tritici R3-111a-1 is the source of this 228-nucleotide messenger RNA. RefSeq lists its product as hypothetical. The transcript is spliced from 2 exons. Bases 1 to 228 code for a protein of 75 amino acids. The record is from RefSeq and is a predicted model, not a curated record. NCBI's taxonomy places the organism in Eukaryota, Fungi, Ascomycota, Sordariomycetes, Magnaporthales, Magnaporthaceae.
AUGCCCAGCAAAAGCGCCGUAGUGAGCCGGCUACUUGGCCCCUUGCCGUUUAUAGCAAUCGCCACCACCCCCAUUUGCAUUUCGACGGGCAUGUGGGAGGCACCACUGCAAAACCACCCUCGUGAGGCUCGAGACACUAGCCACGCGAAAAUUGGAGAUUCCGAGUUGGGGAAAAAAGAGCCGGGUGUCGAGGAAUCAUGGGUUCCAAGUCAAGUCGGCAUGCGUUAG